Molecule: messenger RNA, 1326 nt
Organism: Fomitiporia mediterranea MF3/22
Lineage: Eukaryota; Fungi; Basidiomycota; Agaricomycetes; Hymenochaetales; Hymenochaetaceae
Product: CAIB/BAIF family enzyme
Exons: 10
Coding region: 1-1326 (441 amino acids)
Molecular function (GO): catalytic activity
Source: RefSeq, a predicted model, not a curated record
AUGCGCAGGCUCUUAUUUGCCUCCGUAUUGCCUCGAUACACUCCUAUCGCAUCUAUUGCGCUUAGCCUGAAGAGGCGACUCGUACACGUGCGCACACUUUCAUCUGCGUCUGGAGAGGGAAUCACUCCGCCUCUCAAAGGUGUCCGGAUUCUUGACCUUACAAGAGUUCUCGCCGGUCCAACAUGUACAAUGUUACUCGCAGAUCUCGGAGCCGACGUCAUCAAAGUCGAAUCUGUUACGGGAGAUGAUACCACACCUUUGUCCGACAGUGCUCCGGCUGAAUCUGCCCACCUCCCGUCUGAAUCUACAUAUUUCUUGGCAAUAAAUAGAAACAAGCGUUCUUUAACUGUAGACUUCAAGACGAAAGAGGGUCUCCAAAUCCUGCACAAACUUGUCAGUCGUUCCGAUAUUCUUGUAGAGAACUUCAUCCCGGGUCGAUUAUCGGCCUUAGGUCUAGGCUGGGAAGACUGCAGCAGUAUAAACCCGAAACUCGUCUAUGCGUCUAUUUCUGGUUAUGGUCAAGAUGGUCCAUACAAAACAUAUCCAGGCUACGAUGUCAUCAUUGAAGCUGAGGCUGGACUAAUGCACAUAACAGGUGAAGCUGGACGCCAGCCGUGCAAAGUCGGUGUCGCUGCUACUGAUAUAGCUACUGGUCUAUAUGCCCAUGGUGCAAUAAUGGCUGCCCUUAUUUCCAAAGAGAAAACAGGAAAAGGCGUCUGGAUAGACUGCAAUUUAUUCGAGUCUCAGAUUGCUGGAUUAGCCAACAUCGCAUCAAACUACCUCAUCGCAGGCCAGGAAGCUUCUCGCCAUGGUACCGCACAUCCAUCUGUAGCUCCCUACGAAGUUUUCGAGUGUAAAGAUGGGUUCAUCAUGUUUGGUGCUGGGAACAAUAAACAGUUCGCUAUCCUGGCGGACAAGAUCCUAGGCAAUCCCGAUAUCGCAAAUGACCCUCGAUUUGCUACGAAUGCUAGCAGAGUGGCGAACAGAGCUGAACUGAAAGAGUUAAUCACGAACGUUCUUGUUACGCAAGACCGGGAUUAUUGGCUUGCGAAAUUUACUGGAACCGGCAUUCCUUUUGGACCGAUUAACAAUAUACAACAAACGUUCGAGCAUCCUCAAGCGAAGGCACGCGGGGUGGUCGUAGACGUCGAACACCCUCGAGCAGGAAACAUUAAACUCGUUGCACCCGCAGUGAGAUACAAUGGUAAGCGAAUGCCAGUUACUCGUCCGCCACCAUGGUUGUCCCAGCACACUUCUGAGAUUCUUGAGGAACUCGGUUAUUCAGAGAAAGAAAUUCAUGACCUCCGUUCCAAACACGUUGUAUAG